AUGAUCAUCCCUCCCGACCCAGAAAAGGACCCCCGUCUCUUCGACGCACGCUCUUUAGCGUCCGACGGAGACCUCAUCACCCUCGACGAACCAUCGACGCCCGGCCUCGCCUAUCACCCCGCGAACGCGCCAAGCGUCCUCCUCUACGACGGCCCCUUCUCCGACGAGUAUGGUAUCAACAACCAGUGGGACCCCUUACCGCCAUAUGAGGGACGACGGUCAGCGACCCCGCGAGGGUCACGGCUCGUGGCCACGACGUCCCGUGCGUCCGGCUCGUCGUCUCAGGGAACACUGCGACGAAUCGCCCGAUCAUCACCAACAGUAGUUGCGACACCGCCGGUCAAGGAAGAAACAGAAGGAAACGAGAAACCCAAGAAGCCGUGGUACGCGUACUCUGCAAAGGAGAUGUGGUACAAGCAUCGCAAGUGGCACAUCGGCCUCGGAAUACUGGCAGCCUUCAUCAUCGCGCUCACGAUCGGACUAGUCGUUGGAUUCACGCAAGGGAUGCACCGGCAAAGCGUCGAGCAGAAAAAGGAGCAGCGAAAGAAGAGCCACCAGAACCCCGUUCCCAACAAUUCAUGGUGGGGCGGACUACCCAACCUCAACAUCACGUACGACUCGGACCGCGAUGGACCGAUGCCCGAGGACGGCAACAUGGCGUACUGCAACCAGUUCAGCCCGUUGAACAACAGUAACAGCCUCCGACAACUGUCGCUGUCCUCGGACUUUUUCAACCACUUUGUCACGACGUACAACUUUUCUCUCACGCCCCAGAACGUCACCUCGAACACGACGUGGGUGAAUGCGACCGAAUGCAACUCGACCCUCACGCUGCCGCACCCGCUAUACUUUUUGGCGCGCGGUCUCGCGUCUAGCGGAACACUAGAGUUUGUUGGCUCCAACUCGCCCGACGAGGUCAUUGAGGGCGGUAACGAGGAUUCCGUGCGUGUCGAUGUCAUUGCGCGAGUACCCAAGAAUAGGACUCUGGACUCGCUCGCCCGAGUAUGCCACAUGUCUCGAAAGGACGGAUCGAUGGGUAUCGGUGUCUACACCCCGAUCGAGACGGAUGGCGGUGCAGACGGACCCUCGUACCUGCUGAAUUCGGUGGGAACACCGGCCUUCCAUAUCAUUGUGCGGUUCCCACCGUCCAUCCUGAAGAACAGCACGGUGUACCCGUCGCCUGCAUUCAUCGGCAAUGUCUCGUUUGACCUUGCGCAGAUGGGUAUGCGGGUGGGCAACAUGCGGAACGUUGUGCAGUUUGGCGACUUUGACGUUCGUGCCGACACGCGGGGAGGCGGUGUAGUCGUCGAUUACUUGGCGGCCGAGACUGCCCGGAUCCACGGAGCCGAAGGCUCAGUUCAGGGCACGUUCAACAUCUCGUCGUCGCUAGCGAUCAACUCGACCUCGGGCACGAUCAUGGCGAAUGUGAUCCUGAACGACCCCGACCUGAAGCAGGACAACUCGACAACGGUCAAGUCGACGAUCCCGAUGCCGCGCGACGUGUACGAGGACGAGAGCGAGUGGGACGACGACGGCAACUACAUCAUCGGGACGGCGAACAAGUCUUACGACGAGGGCGACUCGACGAACAACUCGCUGAAGGAGGCUGCGUCGCGGGCGGCGCGUAUCCGGAAGCUGCAGCAGGUUCCGACGCACGAGGUGAACACGACGUUCAUGACGAACGAGGGCUUCAUCUUUGUCGCGUACCUGCACCACCCGCCCUCGACGGCGCUCAAGAGCUUUGUGGCGUCUCGCUCCGGCGUCGUCGACGUCGCCAUGCACCCAAACUACGUCGGGCCCUUCUCCCUCGCGAACCUCUGGGGCAGCAUCCGCUUACCCCCGAUAACGCGUCCGCUCAGCGACGACCCGUUAAACCUGGGCCGCAUCCGGCGCAUGCUCACGGGCAGCAUCAGCCUGACGAACACGACCUUCUUCGAGGCACACGACAUCUCCCUGCUUGGGGCGAACAAUGCGGCCGCCGUCGCCGCCCGCGUCACGGGCGCGGCGCUCUGGGCCUUCCCGAACGACGACAGCUACACGGCCCUCUCGACGCAGGAAUCGCCCGAGGCCCGCGGCUCGGCGUUCGUCGCCAUGGCCAACCUGGGCGAUUUACAGGUCACCUUUGAUGGGCACUAA
Molecule: messenger RNA, 2136 nt
Organism: Trichosporon asahii var. asahii CBS 2479
Lineage: Eukaryota; Fungi; Basidiomycota; Tremellomycetes; Trichosporonales; Trichosporonaceae
Exons: 1
Coding region: 1-2136 (711 amino acids)
Source: RefSeq, a predicted model, not a curated record